Messenger RNA from Chrysochloris asiatica (Cape golden mole), 1140 nucleotides. RefSeq names its product ZFP90 zinc finger protein (gene ZFP90). Gene Ontology annotation, cellular component: nucleus. Gene Ontology annotation, biological process: regulation of transcription by RNA polymerase II. The transcript has 6 exons. The record is from RefSeq and is a predicted model, not a curated record. The coding region runs from base 1 to 1140 and encodes 379 amino acids. Lineage: Eukaryota; Metazoa; Chordata; Mammalia; Afrosoricida; Chrysochloridae. Gene Ontology annotation, molecular function: RNA polymerase II cis-regulatory region sequence-specific DNA binding; DNA-binding transcription factor activity, RNA polymerase II-specific.
AUGCCCCGUGUACGCAGGCGCACUUCCUACACUGUUCCGCCGUUGCAGCCAUUGUCCGACCCGAAUUCGGGAGAACAGAGCCUGGAACUGGGGCAGGUGAAGCCCGCCCGAGGCUCUUGGGUGGGCCAGAGCUCGAGAAAUCCGGAAACCCGUGGAGGCGGUGAUUCCAAGUGCGCGGGUCGGGGUGGCACCUCUCACGCCCCUGUUCGGGAGCGAGGCUCCAACGAGGUGGGAAUGGCCCGGAGACCGCCGAAGGCCUCGCUCCAGGUUGACCCCCGCGGAGCCCGUAGUGGUCCAGAGCUGGUAGGAGAUGCUGGAGAGGCAGCGGGUUACUCAGAAGGGAGGGAUCAGGGAAUUUAUCCUGGAAAGAAGCAUCAUGAAUGUACUGAUUGUGGGAAAACUUUCCUCUGGAAGACACAGCUUACUGAGCAUCAGAGAAUUCACACUGGGGAGAAACCCUUUGAAUGUAAUGUAUGCGGAAAGGCCUUCAGACAUAGCUCAUCUCUUGGUCAACAUGAGAAUGCUCAUACUGGAGAAAAACCCUACCAAUGUAGUCUUUGUGGGAAAGCCUUCCAGCGCAGUUCUUCUCUUGUUCAACACCAGAGAAUUCACACUGGAGAGAAACCCUAUCGAUGUAAUUUAUGUGGGAGAUCCUUUAGACAUGGCACAUCCCUCACUCAACAUGAGGUCACGCAUAGUGGAGAGAAACCGUUUCAGUGUAAGGAAUGUGGGAAAGCCUUUACUUUCAAAAGAAGUACAAGUUUCAUAGAGCAUCACAGAAUUCAUACUGGAGAAAAACCCUAUGAAUGUAAUGAAUGUGGGGAAGCCUUCAGUCGGCGCUCAUCACUUACACAACAUGAGAGAACCCACACUGGAGAGAAACCCUAUGAAUGUAUCGAUUGUGGAAAAGCCUUCAGUCAGAGUUCAUCCCUUAUUCAGCAUGAAAGAACUCAUACUGGAGAGAAACCCUAUGAAUGUAAUGAAUGUGGACGAGCCUUCCGAAAGAAAACCAACCUGCAUGAUCAUCAGAGAAUUCAUACUGGAGAAAAGCCGUAUGUUUGUAAGGAAUGUGGGAAAAACUUUAGUCGAAGUUCAGCUCUUACUAAGCACCAGAGAAUUCAUGCUAGAAAUAAACUCUAG